Molecule: messenger RNA, 1593 nt
Organism: Tremella mesenterica DSM 1558
Lineage: Eukaryota; Fungi; Basidiomycota; Tremellomycetes; Tremellales; Tremellaceae
Exons: 4
Coding region: 1-1593 (530 amino acids)
Molecular function (GO): metal ion binding
Source: RefSeq, a predicted model, not a curated record
AUGCCCCCUCAUCCCAGGAACUCACAAAACACUCGUUCUCAGCAUUCUCCAUACUUUAUAAAGCCUCCUUCCAAGGGAUCACAGAACUCUCUUCUUCCAUCCUCACUCGACCGUCCACAACCUCUCGAUAUCAAGAUCAACGACAAUCACAUCUAUAGGUCUGCAUCUCAAAGUGAUAACGAACGUAAGAAAAGAAGAAAAGACAAGAAGAGAAAACCUUCCAUCACCACCGAAUCCGCCAUUCACAGGGCUCACGAUUUGGCCAUGCUAGGGUACACGCAACGUGUCUCCCAACAAUCCCCUAGACCAGCCCGAAUGAUAUCGGACACUCGAAACAAACCUUCCACUCCCCCUUCACCAGGAAUAAACAAAUCGAAGUCGGAUGAUCAUCGAGUGCAGAUCCUUCAGCGCAAGUUCGAGCUUUCUUCUCGUGAAGCCAAGAGAAGGGAGGAAGAGUUGGAAGAGACCAUCACGAGGUUAGAGAGUAAACUCGCAGCUCAAACGCAAGAAGUAGAAGCGGCCAGAAAAGAUGGGGAGAAACAUCGACAGCAAGCUGCAGAGCAUGCAAAGACUAUUGAGGAACACGUCGCCACCAAAGAUUCUCUUAAAGAAGCGAUAACGGAAGCAGCUUCAUGUCUUAUCUGUUGUGAUACUCUCAAGGAUCCUCAUAUCCUCUCAUGCGGCCACAUAGCCUGUAAAGGAUGUCUUCAAACCUGGUUCCGUAGUUCUGGAGCUUACAUUCACGGUCUACCAGACGAUGUUCGACCUGAGCUCGAUCUUUCCUAUCGGUCCAAAGUCUGUCAUGUCUGUCGUACCUCCAUUAUCCGUCGUCCUACUCGGCUUUACGUGCUCGGUGACUUACUUCAACCUGUCGGUAUUCAAGUCAACCUCCCUGCGGCUUCUCAAGAACCUGCGGAUCCGUGGCAACUCACCUUUCCCCGCGACCGCGAGAAUUACCGAAUGUACGAUUCAGCCGAUGGAGUUUAUCGCUGUCCUGAAUGCAUGGGAGAGAUCGACGGUGAUUAUUGUCACACCUGCGAUGCCAAGUUCAGCACCGAUGAGGAAGGAGGAAUGGAAGGUGAUUUUGAUGGUAUGACAGACGAAGAUUCUCUUGGAUUUCCCGAGGAAUUGAGAAUAGGAUCAGAAGAGGAAUACCCGAUGAAUGACAUAGAAGCCUUUGAGGCUCCUUUGAACAGGUGGGCGCAAGAUGAAGUCGAUUGGUCCGAUGAUGACGAGGAAUAUGAGGAUAGUUUCAUUGAUGAUGGUGAGAUAGAGUCGGAAAGGGAGAUGCCUGAUAGUGGAGGGAGUGAUGCUGCGAGUCAUGCGGGUGAACCCAGUGCUGGUGGUAGUGUGAAGGACGAUUCUGAUGGUGCGAGCGUGAGGGACAAUGAUUCUGAAGAAGAGAAUCUUAGUGACGAGAUUAUCCAAUUGCCCCGUCAACGAGCGAGGGCACUCAUACAGCAGAUAGGGGCGAGGAGGGCCAUGCAGAGACAGCGUGAGCGCAUCAGCUCUAGUCCAGAAGCACCCAUUGCGGCUCCUGCCCCUCGUCGUGGUCGUGGUCGGGGUCGCGCCGUCAAUCAAGUCGGAUGGUAG